Schistosoma turkestanicum is the source of this 924-nucleotide messenger RNA. Lineage: Eukaryota; Metazoa; Platyhelminthes; Trematoda; Strigeidida; Schistosomatidae. The record is from the annotation of a GenBank genome assembly.
AUGAAAUCAAAGCGUUCAUCUAGUAAGAUACGUAAUUCCGAACCGAUAGACGAUGUACUACGUCAUGUGGGAACCAAGCAAUAUCUGUUUCUGGAAACACAUAUUUGUACCAUAUAUCGUGUAACAUGUGCACCUGGUGAAACAUUUACUGAAUCGAAAGCUUUGUCAUUAGUAGAGAAAUAUCAUCGUAAAAGGCAAUCACAUUGUAAUGCUGGUUUACUGGAAGAUCGAUUUAGUUUGGAACGAACAAAAACUACUGGAAAAAUACCAUUUCGUCCAUGGGUAUCAUACAAAGAAAUUAUGCAUUUCUAUGUAAGUCAUUCUAAACCGGAAUUCUUUGUAUUAUGCAUUGAUUCACAACGAAGUUUACAAAAAUAUUAUGAAAUAUACAAAUGUAAAAGUGCAGUAAAUGUUAGAAAAGUUGAAGAAUUAAUGAGACGUGCAAUGAAUGAUCCGGACAAAAAACUACAUGAUGUCAAUGCACUAAGACAAGUGCCAGUGAAAGACAGUGAUCGAAUCCGUUCUCUGCCAAACUUUGAAGAAGAAAAUGUACGUGAUACCACCGUUGAAGACAGAUCUCCUUCACCACCAUAUCAGUAUCCAUCGCCAGGACCAGUACGUCAGCUGCCUUCUCCUGUAAUGAUAGCCCCAGUAAAACAAAUCCCUGUAUACAAUGCAGUAGCACCUAGCCCAGCAAUUAAUUUCGAACGAUAUAAUGUUGAUGAUUUAGAGAAUGUUACAUAUAUCAAACUGGAUCCUAACAGAGGUCCAAUGAUUGAUAAAGAAGGACCAAUUUAUAUGUUUUUUUCAAGACAGAACAAUAAUCUCAAUGACUCAAAUAUUUACAACAACUACGCUAAUCAUAAUAGUUCACCAAAUUGGAACAGAAAGACAAAAAACUCUAACGUAAUGUAUUCACCAUGA